Chelonoidis abingdonii (Abingdon island giant tortoise) is the source of this 460-nucleotide messenger RNA. Lineage: Eukaryota; Metazoa; Chordata; Testudines; Testudinidae. The record is from RefSeq and is a predicted model, not a curated record.
CGCAGUAGCAGGGAGUUCCGGUCGUGGGCAGUUGCCUGAGCUGUCACGAGGAGAGGGGGGAAUUCGCGGGAAAUAGGUAAUCAUGGUUCUCACUAGUUUGGAGAAGAUGAUUGGACUCCAGAAAAAGCCUGCCAGUAUCAGGAAUAUCUGUAUACUGGCUCAUGUGGACCACGGCAAAACCACUCUAGCUGACUGUCUGAUAUCUAGCAAUGGAAUAAUCUCCAAUCGAUUGGCAGGAAAGCUGAGAUAUCUAGACAGUAGAGAAGAUGAGCAGAUCCGAGGAAUUACUAUGAAAUCUAGUGCUAUAUCACUGCACUUUGAAAAAGGUGAUCAGGAGUAUCUCAUUAAUCUGAUAGACUCCCCAGGGCAUGUGGAUUUCUCUUCAGAAGUAUCAACUGCCGUCCGACUCUGUGAUGGUUGUAUCAUAGUGCUGGAUGCUGUGGAAGGAGUCUGUCCACAG